AUGGUUGAUUCAGAACUUUAUGGAAUCGAGGAGAUUGCUUAUGAUGAGGUGCUUCUUGGACAGUGUGCUGUGGCCUUGCUAGACAAGACCGCAAGGGACAUGUAUAUUAGGCUUAGGGACAACAGAAGAGCAUUAGUGGCCUAUUUGAGGUGCUUGGUUUUUAUGGAUGACAAUACGCAAUCUCGCUUAUUACAAUUACUUGUACAUGCGGAAGACGAUGAGAUUGAGGCUAUUACUGCAAUAAUAUCCAAUUACUCAAUAACUUUAUUGAAAGAGCCUUGUAGAACCAGUUCGCAAUCAGUGCAACAUGACCUACGUCCAACCAGAAGAACAGGGAUUCAUGAAAUGGUCGAUGCCAUAGGAGCAAUUGAUGGCACACAUAUCCCGUGUGUGGUUAUUGUUGAAGAGCAAGGGAAAUAUAUUGGAAGGAAAGGUAUUCCAACACAAAAUAUAAUAGCCGCAUGUGAUUGGGAUAUGUGCUUCACUUAUGUCAUGGCUGGAUGGGAAGGGACUGCUCAUGAUGCUCGUUUGUUUGACUCUGCUCUCACAAGGCCAGACAUGAAAUUUCCGCAUCCACCCCAAGGUAAAUAUUAUUUGUUAGAUGCUGGCUAUCCAACUCCACGUGGAUAUUUAGGUCCUUAUAGAUCUCAUAGGUACCACCUCCCAGAUUUUAGGCGUUCAUCUGGAUUUGGAAAUAAUAAUGAGAUUUUUAAUUAUUAUCAUUCAAGCUUAAGGACCACGAUUAAAAGGACUUUCAGGGUUUGGAAAAAUAGAUUCACAAUCUUACGACAUAUGCCUAGCUAUCCAUUUGUGCAGCAAGUUCAUAUUGUUGGUGCAACAAUGGCUAUACAUAAUUUUAUUAGAAGAAAAUCUGUAAUUGAUUCUGACUUCAGGCAUUUUGAGGAUGAAAAUAUGGUUAACACUAUCGAUGAUACUGAUGAGCCUGCAUUUUUAUCAACAAUUCCAAGUGCAAUUUCAAGCAUAGUUUCUGAUAGAGAAAUGAAUAGGGUUUGA
Messenger RNA from Prosopis cineraria, 1014 nucleotides. RefSeq lists its product as uncharacterized. Lineage: Eukaryota; Viridiplantae; Streptophyta; Magnoliopsida; Fabales; Fabaceae. The record is from RefSeq and is a predicted model, not a curated record. The transcript is spliced from 6 exons. The coding region runs from base 1 to 1014 and encodes 337 amino acids.